GACACACACAAGCCAAGUGACCGCCUCUCUGCUCACUCACUCCGUGCCACCCCCGCCGCCUGCGCGUCCGCGAACCCCGAGCGAGGCCGAUGUCGUCGCAGCGGCCGGGCCGGCACCAGCGCCGGGCGUCGCAGAGCGUGUUCGUGCUCCCGGAGAACCUCGCCACCCUCGACGUCGACGCGGUGGCCGAGGCCGGCGGGAAUAAGGCCGGCGCCGAGCAGCAGGCGAGGCCGCCGGCGGGGCGCCACCGCCGGGCGAUGUCGGUGGCAGUGGCGUCCAGGGACCUGGAGCUGAUCAAGGAGGACCUCGGCAGCUACAAGAUCGGCGCCUGAGCUCGCCAGAGGCCGUGCGCCUCCACACUUGGCGUCGCGUGUGUAUAGAGCCCUGUGGGUGAACCGUACCCGAAGCUGGCUUUGAUCGACGCUUACUAGUUGGCUCAAGUUAUUAAGUUCUCCGUUGGUCUUUUUUUUUUUGGCUCAUGCCUGUCACACUACUGCUAUGUAAACUUCUCAUCACGACGAAGAAAGUAUUUGAACUUUUAAUCGCAUACCAAGAUCGAUCGGUACCUCUGCUCUGCGACAGCGGCAGGACUUCGUUCUCUGCGUUGUAUUUUGAUAGCCAUAAAAAAAAGGGUAGUGAUGAUCACCAGUU
This is a messenger RNA of Panicum virgatum (switchgrass), 651 nucleotides long. RefSeq lists its product as uncharacterized. The record is from RefSeq and is a predicted model, not a curated record. Lineage: Eukaryota; Viridiplantae; Streptophyta; Magnoliopsida; Poales; Poaceae. Bases 90 to 332 code for a protein of 80 amino acids. The transcript has a single exon.